Molecule: messenger RNA, 2468 nt
Organism: Uranotaenia lowii
Lineage: Eukaryota; Metazoa; Arthropoda; Insecta; Diptera; Culicidae
Product: modular serine protease-like
Exons: 5
Coding region: 375-2402 (675 amino acids)
Biological process (GO): proteolysis
Molecular function (GO): serine-type endopeptidase activity; protein binding
Source: RefSeq, a predicted model, not a curated record
CGUUAAUUCGGCCGCGCGUUCAGUCAGAAAUUCAAGUUCACCGAGUCCAGAUUAGGGCACGUGCCGGGAGUAACUUCGCGAAAUUAAAUUGAAACACGCAGCUUCCAUUAACUGUUCGAACUUCGAAGACUUCGCAAAACUUCUAUUUUGUUUUCCUUUGUGUCAAACUUCGUCGAUAUAGAGAGGAUCAAACAGGUUUCUGUUUUUAGUUCUUCUUUUUCUGUGGAAUGAAGAUUCAAAUCGCGAAGCCCAUCGACAGGUAUGAAUAACCUUGCGGGCAAUCGACAGAACCGGGACGUCGAUGUUGUGAACAGUUUUGGGCAAAGUGUUUAACUUCUGGUGUGUGAAAUUUUGUUUUCGUAAAAAAGCCGUCAAUGAGUGGCCGAAGAAAUGUUGCAGCGACAAAGUCACUUCCAGCCCUGUGGAAAUGCCUAGCCUCCAUCGGCCUUGUGGCUGCCCUAAUUACGCCUUCCGUGCAACAGUUCGAUUCUCUCCUGGCAAUCUUCCGCGAACGUCGCAAAGUAUGCAACUACUACGAGUGGAAGUGCAACAGCGGCCAGUGCAUCGAAUCUCAUCGGCUUUGCGACGGCGUCGUAGACUGUAAGGACAAAAGUGACGAAACCUCGAAGGCCUGCGCUUUCAUCCGGUGUCCCAGCUAUGCUUUCCGGUGUCAGUACGGAGGCUGCGUGGAUGGCAAUGCCAUGUGCAAUGGCAUCAAAGAGUGUGCCGACAACUCGGACGAACAUUUGCACUGUCCGGGUUAUAGCGAUGCAUUGCUCGCAUCCGGGAAUUGUUCCAACACCGAAUUUCAGUGCCUAUCCGGGCAAUGCAUUCCUAGCGAUGGAGUUUGUGACGGACUGUCGAACUGUGAUGAUGAAUCGGACGAGCAGCAGCGAAUAUGUAGUUUGAUCUUUUGCCCUUCGUUUUCGUUCCGCUGCAGCUACGGAGCCUGUAUCGGAGGGUAUUCCAAAUGUGAUGGGGUCAUCGAUUGUCGUGAUGGCUCCGAUGAAGAUGAGCUGCUUUGUGGUCGACCUGCUCCGGUGACAACACGGAAGCCGAUCAGUACGACAUCGACUACUACUACCUCAACAACUACAGCAGCUCCGGUUACCGGACCUCCAGGGUCUUGUCUAGUACCGGUUUAUCCUAGAAAUGGUCGAAUUGUUUUGGACGAAACAGCCAAAGACGUUAUGAUUCAAAGUGGAGAGUACAUCGAGAAUUUCAACUCAGUUCAUGUGGUUUGUGCGGACAAAUACACACUUAAAGGAAUCGACACGAUCACCUGUUUGGACGGUGAAUGGCUGGAUCCAUUUCCGAUCUGUGAAAGGUACUGUUCAGAAGUCCUCAUCAACGGAAUCACAAUACAGCCAACCUGUGAGUAUCAACGGAAGCAAAUUUCUUGUAAAAGACCACUUCCACCUACUGCAAAAGCUAGGAUCGACUGUAAAAUUGGCUACCAGAAGCCGGAAGGUCCCAUCAACGACACUCUAACUUGUAAUGAUGGCAUCUGGGACAGCAGUGUGUUCCGAUGUGAGCCCAUCUGCGGCACUCCCACUCCAGAUGGCGAAGCCUACGUCAUCGGUGGCCGAAAUGCUUCCAUCACGGAGGUACCGUGGCACACCGGGAUCUAUCGAAAUCUGGAGAACGACACCGUAACCGACCUUACUUCCGAUGACUGGGCCUACAUCUGUGGUGGUACGAUCCUUACUGAGCGACUAGUCGUUUCUGCAGCACACUGCUUUUGGGACGUUACAUCCUUCCACGACAUCCGUGCUUUCGUCAUAACUGUGGGCAAAUACCGCCGGGAAUUGGAUGCCGUCGAAUCUCUACCGGCGCAAAUAAUCCGAAUUAGGGAACUCAUUGCCCAACCCCAGUAUCAGGACUUCUCCGGAUACUACAACUUGGACAUCGCCAUCAUAGUGCUAAGUGAUUUCAUUGUGUUCAAAUCGUACGUGCGGCCGAUUUGUUUGGAGCGGGACCUGCGGACCGAGAGUGAGAAACGAAUUAAGCCCAAUAGUUUGGGUCGAGUUGCUGGUUGGGGGUUGACGACUUCCGGUGGAUUGUUGAGUCCCAACUUGAAGGUGGUGGACAUUCCGACGGUGGAUUAUUACACUUGUCGAGAUUUUUCGCCGGUGUCGUAUCGGCCCUUUCUGACUGGUGAUAAAUUCUGUGCCGGGGAUCCCAAAACAGGAACCAGCGUUUGCCAGGGGGACAGUGGCGGCGGAUUCGCUCUCGGAAAGGACCGAAGCGGCGAAACGGUUUACUUCCUCUACGGAGUGGUCAGUUCAGCUCCCCGGUCGGCCAGCGGCAGCUGCGACAACAACAAAUACGUUGCCUUCACCGAGGUCCAAAACUACAUUCCCAUGAUACUGGAUGCCGAAAGCCGGUUUCCGGUUAUUUAGUCUUAAAAAUAAAAAUACCAAUUAAUGAUUUCGGAUUUUAUGAACUGUAAAAAAACUCUUCCCUCA